CCGCUCUCGGCGGGUCUCGCACUAUCUGCUGCGGCCAAUCGGGAUCCCCGCAUUCUAGAGGGCAGCCUCGCUGGAGUGGUGGCGCAGCUUUUUGCUCGGUCUGGCUGUUCCUCACUGCUCCCCAGUGAUUUGGGGCAAGAAAAGAUUUGGAAAGACAAAAACCACAGAAGAUGGGAAACUGCCACCAGCAAAGACUGUUUAGAGAAGAAUUUGGGUGCAAAGAGCUUUUCUAAAGAGGAUAAACAUCCACCUUGAAGAAGAAAGAAUAUCAAGGGUUAAGGUUCAGUUUAAACCUGUAGUGGCUGCUUGGAAAAUGAAGAUGCGGACUCCCCAUUGGUGGUUUAUAUAUUCUUCAUACAGGAGCGGUGUAUUAAAGGAGAGAGGUAACUGUGCUGACCAGUGACUGAAAGCUGCAAGCGCAUUGGACAGAUUUCCAGAAGACACAAGCUUUCUGAGCAUUCCAUAUUGGAAGAAGAGAAUUUUUAGACAUGAAAAAAAUGCCUUUGUUUAGUAAAUCACACAAAAAUCCAGCAGAAAUUGUGAAAAUCCUGAAGGACAACCUGGCCAUUUUGGAAAAGCAAGACAAAAAGACAGACAAGGCUUCAGAAGAAGUGUCGAAAUCUCUGCAAGCAAUGAAGGAAAUUUUGUGUGGUACAAAUGACAAGGAGCCCCCUACAGAAGCAGUGGCUCAGCUGGCACAAGAGCUCUACAGCAGUGGACUGCUGGUGACACUGAUAGCCAACCUGCAGCUGAUAGACUUUGAGGGAAAAAAAGACGUGACCCAGAUAUUCAACAACAUCCUGAGAAGACAGAUCGGUGCACGGAGUCCUACUGUGGAGUACAUCAGUUCUCACCCUCACAUCCUGUCUAUGCUCCUCAAAGGAUAUGAAGCCCCACAGAUUGCCUUACGCUGCGGGAUUAUGCUGAGAGAAUGUAUUCGACAUGAACCGCUUGCCAAAAUCGUCCUCUUUUCUAAUCAGUUCAGAGAUUUCUUCAAGUAUGUGGAGUUGUCGACAUUUGAUAUCGCUUCAGAUGCCUUUGCUACUUUUAAGGAUUUGUUGACCAGACAUAAAGUGUUGGUAGCAGACUUCUUAGAGCAAAAUUAUGACACUAUUUUUGAAGACUAUGAGAAACUGCUGCAGUCAGAGAAUUACGUGACAAAGAGACAAUCUUUAAAGCUGCUAGGUGAGCUGAUCCUGGACCGCCACAAUUUUGCCAUUAUGACCAAGUACAUCAGCAAGCCAGAGAACCUGAAACUGAUGAUGAACCUGCUUCGAGACAAAAGCCCUAACAUCCAGUUUGAAGCCUUCCAUGUCUUUAAGGUGUUUGUGGCCAGCCCUCACAAAACGCAGCCCAUCGUGGAGAUUCUGUUAAAAAAUCAGCCGAAACUCAUUGAAUUUCUGAGCAGCUUCCAGAAAGAAAGGACAGAUGAUGAGCAGUUUGCUGAUGAGAAGAACUACCUGAUUAAACAGAUUCGAGACUUGAAAAAAGCAGCCCCGUGAAGAUGGGCUCUGCCUAACAGCCGUUUGUCUCCCUUGCCCAAUGUGUACAGUGCCGCUUCAACAGUCUCCCUUCUUCGGAAGGGUCAGGGUGCCUGUUUUCUCAAUUGAUUGUUCAAGGUAGAUGGAACAUAAACAUUUGAAUGAAAAAAAAAAUCAACCUAGAAUAAUAUAUUCAUUUUAAUCAA
Molecule: messenger RNA, 1687 nt
Organism: Phodopus roborovskii (desert hamster)
Lineage: Eukaryota; Metazoa; Chordata; Mammalia; Rodentia; Cricetidae
Gene: Cab39l
Product: calcium binding protein 39 like
Exons: 12
Coding region: 489-1502 (337 amino acids)
Biological process (GO): intracellular signal transduction
Molecular function (GO): protein serine/threonine kinase activator activity
Source: RefSeq, a predicted model, not a curated record